Messenger RNA from Prorocentrum cordatum, 2030 nucleotides. The record is from the annotation of a GenBank genome assembly. Lineage: Eukaryota; Dinophyceae; Prorocentrales; Prorocentraceae.
GCGGGCCCAGUCCUUCGACCGCGCCGCCGGCGCCGCUGGUGGCCACUGCUUGGCGUGCCACACGGCCAACUUAGGCCACGCCCGCCACCUUCGCUCCGGAGACUGCGUGGGUUUCCCUGGAAGCUCGUUCUACCGCCGACAGGAAGCGCCAGCGCCAGAGCCAGCUCAACCACUACCAGCCCUGCAGGAACCAACCGAGGCACAGACCUUGGACGACAAGGCCGCAGACGACGCCACGAAACUCACGCCGCCGAGCUCUUACAACAGUGCCUACGACGGCACCGCAUACGGCAACGAGCUCAGCGACGCGAUCCAGAGUUUGACGUCGGUGGUGGAGGGCUUGUCGACUACAGUGAAGAACCUUCAAGAGUCGGUCGAACGUCUCAGUGGCAGAGUAGAGCAGGUAGAGUUCGAAUUGGCUUUCUGGCAGUCUGUUCAGGUUCAGGACGAGCUCCCCGACAGCAACACCGCACCACACCAAGCAGAGUACUACCAGCUGAGUGCCAGCGGCACGCCGCGCAGCGCGGCAGGCCGGCGCAGCGAUCCCGAUCCGAGCGCCGAGUGGUACGACGCGCCGGCGAGGGAUCAGAGCCCGAUUUUUGGGGCAGGAAACGUGGCCGACGACUUGUUGGCCAUUACAGAGGGCCAGGGGGCCCGGCAGCCGCAGGAGCUGCCACCGCAGCCAUCCACCGCACCUACGGCGAGGCUCCCGCUGCAGGCGCACAUGCUAGCCAUGUUGGCCACGAUGGCUGCGAGGGUGGAUUCUCUCGGGGCCGCAGUGCAGCAGGCUGUGGGCAUACCAGCUACUUCUGUGGCGUGCACUGGCACGGUGGGAACGGGAGCCGGAGAGUCCCCUGACAGCGAGGAGCUGUUGUUCCCGAUAUGUCUCUUGUGGAUCACGCUGAUCAUCCGGGUCAAGCCGCUGAUGACCAUGAUUGUAAUGCCGGAGCACUUCAAGAUGAACGUGGUGACGCUGACGCAGACGUGGACGAACCUUGCCCUGAGGCGCCUGCGCUGCGACGGAGGCCAUGUCGAUCUCCUGCACAAGGAGGCGCUGCAGCAACUGAUCGACAAGGAGCCGGAGAAGCGGAUCGUGCCGACCCAGGAGGUCGCGAAGAGCGUCGGGGCUGAGCUGAUGAACUGGAAGCUCGCGGCGGAGGCGGAGUUGACCGGCAACUUCUUCGGCAUGGGGGCUUUCCACAAGACGACCCCUGACGAGCUCCGCGCCACUGGAACGGGGAGACGCUCUGUGUACGACUCUGCGACCACCCGGAAGGUCAUCGAGUCUUGGAGUGACAAGCCUCCGCCUGACCAGACCAUGUCUCUCAAGACAGCAGUGAUUGAGUACCCCAUGAUGUGUCCGAACCUUGAGAACGACGAUCCGCUGUGGGGGGAUAUUUUCAAAUUGCUGUACGCGAAGUAUUCGCCGGACAAUUUUGACAGGUUGCCAGAGUUGCACAACAAGUACGGCGAGUGCAAGAGGGAUUGGUACGCCAUGUUCGUGAAGGCCAACCUCCUCGACAACGACACGCUGCGGGCUGUUCUGGGUGGUGUUCUCCAGGAGCAGACCUCAGAGGUCAAGGACGACCAGCAGGUCACGGCCACCAUCCCGGAGAGCGACGAGGAGGAGCCAGCCAAGAAGCGCAGGCGCGGCAAGAAACGAUGCCGGCCUGGAGCGAACGACCGCCGGGCUGCGAAGGCACAGAAGGCGCAGGACGACUCACAGAGACAGUCCACGGCUGCGGCCGCCGGAGCCGCGGAUGGGGGGAGCACGUGAAUCCUUUGAACCCCACGUUUCUGAGUGGUCAUGCGCGUCGCACCCGGAUCAGUGAGCAGAUUAGCAAUGCAGAAUCAUGUGCAUAGCAUCUUGAGGCAUGGUGUGUAUUAUAGUUCUGAUAAACUGUUUCGGCAUACGCGCGCUGGAGGCGCGACGCCCCGGGAGCUCUCGACCCCGUCCCUGCUUGGGUCGUUUCUUCUUUCCCUGGGCUCUCGACCCCUUCACGGGGUGUAGACGUCCGGAGACCUGUCGG